This is a messenger RNA of Colletotrichum chrysophilum, 711 nucleotides long. RefSeq lists its product as uncharacterized. The record is from RefSeq and is a predicted model, not a curated record. Bases 1 to 711 code for a protein of 236 amino acids. NCBI's taxonomy places the organism in Eukaryota, Fungi, Ascomycota, Sordariomycetes, Glomerellales, Glomerellaceae. The transcript is spliced from 3 exons.
AUGUACCCCCGACGUCUCUUCCACAUCCUCUGGCUCGCCACAGCGGUGACAGCGAAGUGGAUCGUUCCGGGAGCUCGAUGCCAUGACACCGAUGGAAACAUCUUCAACGCUCACGCUGGUGGACUUGCCGUUGACCAAGCGACUGGCAGGUUCUACUGGUUUGGAGAGUACAAAGUUGAGGGACAAGUCGAGGGUGGCGGUGUUUCCGUGUACAGCUCGGACGACUUGGCGACCUGGACUUCACAUGGCCUCGCGCUUGCGCCGGUUGAGGACCAUCCCUACGUCUCCUCUCACAAUCGUAUCCAGCGUCCAAAGGUCAUAUACAGCAAAGAGACUGGCCAGUAUCAUAUGUGGUGGCACGUCGACGACUCCAAGUACAGCCUACUGCUUCAAGGGCUCGCUACCUCCGAUAGUAUCGCCGGUCCCUACACCUUCCAGAAAGCGAUCUCGCCCCUGGGCAACUGGUCGCAAGACUUUGGGGCGUUCACGGACUACAAGACGGGAGAGUCGUAUGCUCUUUAUUCGAACGGCGACCGCCCCGAAGGACGUGAUGUGUAUGUUAGCAAGUUCAACAGAAACCUAACAGAUGUCGAAGAAGUCACCUUUCGGUUUGACAAGUAUGACUUUGAGGCGCCGACGAUUCUGCAAACUGAGAAGAGUUACUUUGCACUGAUGAGUCACAAGACGGGGUAUCGUCCCAACAGUGAGUGA